AUGUGCACGAGGGCGACCCGCGCGUGGACGGACGGGGGGUUCGCGGCGUCCGGCGGCGCGCGCUGCCCCCCUGCUGGCGGGCACGCAAGGGAGGUCUCGGGGAGCGCGUCGGCGGACCGCAACGGAAGCGCGCGUCGCAGGGAUCGCGGCACGAGCAGGCCGUCCGACGACCUCCUGGGGCUGUCCCAGGCGGAGCUCGCAGCCAGCACCGCGCGAGACCUCCUGGAGCUGGCGCGCGACGAGUUCUCCAAGCGGCCGCCAGAGAGCGAGGAAGUCGACCGCGUCCUCCAGGAGAUCGGCGUGAGGGACCCCGUCACGAUGCUCGAGUCGCUGUACCGCGGCGACCCGACCUUCCUGCGCCUCGGCCGCGGCAACGGCGCCCUCCUCGUGGACACCUUCAUGCGCCUGAGGCCCGACGCGCUGCGGACGAGCGAGCCCGAGAGCGACGGCGACGGCGACGACGACCCGCGCGCGGACGCGCAGGCUGCCGCGAGCGCGGACGAGGCGGCCGGCGCGGCGGGUGUUGACGAGCAGGACGAAGAGGACCUGCCCGGGUCGCGGCUCGACGAGUUCGGGCGCGCGUCCGCCGUGGGCACGCGGAAGACGGCGGCGGCGCGCGCGUGCAUCUACCCCGUCGGCACUGGCAAGAUCACCGUCAACGGCAAGCCGCUGGACGUGUACCUGCCGAGCAUGCGCGCGCGCCGGCGGCUGAUCUGGCCGCUGUACGUCACGGGCCAGCUGUGCGCGGUCGACGUGGAGCUGACGGCGCAGGGCGGGGGGCGCAUCGGACAGGCCGAGGCCGGGCGGCUGGCGCUCGCACGCGCCCUCAAGGACCUGGACCCCCGGCACGGCCCCGUGCUGCGCGCGUGGAGGCUGCUCACGUUGGACCGGCGGCAGGUGGAGCGCAAGAAGCCAACGCGGAAGAGCGCGCGCACAGCCAAGCAGUGGUCCAAGCGCUAG
Molecule: messenger RNA, 960 nt
Organism: Pedinophyceae sp. YPF-701
Lineage: Eukaryota; Viridiplantae; Chlorophyta; Pedinophyceae
Source: the annotation of a GenBank genome assembly